Molecule: messenger RNA, 634 nt
Organism: Schistocerca serialis cubense
Lineage: Eukaryota; Metazoa; Arthropoda; Insecta; Orthoptera; Acrididae
Exons: 7
Coding region: 70-540 (156 amino acids)
Molecular function (GO): odorant binding
Source: RefSeq, a predicted model, not a curated record
AUAAUGGCGCGGUACAAGUGAAGCUGCGAGCGAACAGAUCGGCGCCAUAGCCUCCAGUCGCGAGCCACCAUGAGGACAUUCCUGCCUGUCGUCGUCAGCGCGAUGCUGCUGGCAGCCCCCGCAAAGGCAGACGAGCCAGACCUGACAAAAGCAGUCAAGGAUUUAAAGGACUGCAUGGCCUCUGAGAACCUAGAUAGUCUGGAUGGCCUCAAAACCAACAAGAAGGCCACAACAACAGAGGAGAAGUGUUUUAUCGGCUGCAUGUUGAAGUCCGUUCAUGGGAUCAACUCUGAUGGUGAAUACGACGUGGAUCUUCUGAAGGAACACAUCAAUCACUGUCCUGAGCUAAUGAAGGACCAGAAGAACAAAGCAGCUGCGAUCGAAGUCGCCGAAAGCUGCGCUGGGAAAGUUACAGGAUGCAGCGGCUACUGCGAAUGCGGGAUCGUCGCAGGCGACUGCUUGUCCGAGGGAAUGGAGGCCAGGGGCUAUGAGACAAUAUAUGGCUGGCUUGGAAAAGUCAUCGCGAAGGCGGAUGCUUGAUUAGGAAAAAGUGAAAUAGAGUGAUGUGACUUAUUUACAGCUACUAUUGUUGUAAGGACAUUACUAAGAAAUAAAAAUUCUGAAACUUCAAUAA